AUGCGUUUGCUUUCUAUACUUGGGAUAGCCAGUCUUUCCAUUUCGGGGGUCUCGGCGGCAUUGGCAAUUCAGGGAGAGCCAAAUGUCAAUGACACUCUUGUACUGCAGCAUCUUAAAGACCGCCAGAAGCUGAUCGCAUUGGAAAAGACACAUCGACAGGAUCAUAUCUUCCGACAGGGUCUCUCGGCAACUGCCAAGCGGGCUGAUGAGAUUGUCCAAGCAAUUCGACAGGAUGAGAUUGACCAUUACUGGCGAGUAGCUGGCACUCCGGACGGUACGACAGAGGAACGGUUCGCAGGGGAGGUGUUCCCUCUUGCCCGCCCGUAUAUCUCCAACACGACCCUUUGGAAGGUGAUCAAGCGUAUGCCCAAGGGUGCGCUUUUGCAUGCUCAUCUAUCGGCCAUGCUGCCGUUCGAAAAGAUCGUGGAGAUCAUCAUCCAGACCGAAGGAAUGGUGAUUUCGGCGUCGCAGCCUCUUGAUACCGAGGAAGCUCAGCAGAAUGCCACCAUCACCUUCGGGCAUAACAACGGCACUCUUGCGAGCAACCAGUCCAGGAUUGACACUGCUGAUUAUGUUCCUAACACUGAGAUCCCCGUCAAAACUGCCGCAACCAACUUUAACGGUGGUGAAGCAGGUUUCCUUGACUUUAUCAGAAGUAAGACAACCAUUGAGCCGGAGGACUCGAUCCGUCACGAGUUAGGUGUCGACGAGGUUUGGAGAAAGUUCCAGGCCUGCUUUGGUCCGGCCGAUACCAUGAUCCAGUAUGAACCUGUCGUUAGGAAGUUUUACCAGACACUCUUUGAGGAUCUGGCAAGCGACGGUAUUAACUGGGUGGAGAUCCGAAGCGGCGGAUCCAGUGGGAAGCUAGUCCACGAAGGGGAUGAAGACAUUGACCCCGACCUUGAUACGUGGUGGCAUCUUUUGGUUGAUGAGAUUAAGAAGUUCCAGGCCACCGAGAAGGGCAAGAAAUUCUUGGGUGCAAGAGUUAUUUGGUCAGAUGCGCGCAUAAAGAACCGCGCUGCAAUUACCAGGAGCAUGAAACUCGCUCUCCAGAGGAAGCAAAACUUCCCCGAGCUAUUCAGUGGCUACGACCUGGUUGCCCAAGAAGAUCUCGGUCGUCCUCUUUCUGAUCUGGCGCCGGAACUGGUGUGGUUCCGUCAACAGACCGAUGCCUUGAACCUCACCAUUCCUUAUUUCUUCCAUGCUGGAGAAACUCUGGGAGACGGCAACUCGACAGACUCAAACCUGUUCGAUGCAGUCCUAUUCAACACGCGACGAAUCGGUCACGGCUUCUCCUUAUAUAAGCACCCCAACUUGAUCCGUCAAGUAAUUGAGCAAAACGUUAUGAUCGAAGUAUGCCCCAUUUCGAACGAAGUCCUUCGUCUGAACGAGGAUGUUCUCCACCAUCCGUUGCCAGCAAUGAUUGCCCAUGGUAUUCCGACUGCCAUCAGCAACGAUGAUCCAGCCAUCCUUGGACAGGACGUGGCAGGUUUGAGUUAUGAUUUCUAUGAAACCAUCCAAGCCUUUGAUAAUGUUGGCCUCGCCGGAUUGGGUGCGCUGGCACAAAACAGUCUACGCUGGGCAAACUUCGAAGACCAGUCUGACAGUGAUUGGGUCCAAGAUAUUGACCGCGGCGAGGACGGAACUGGUACCAAGGCUAAGCACAUUCAAGCUUGGAACAAGGACUGGGAGGACUUCUGCAAGUGGAUUGUGGACGAAUACGGGUCCAAGUACUAA
Penicillium crustosum is the source of this 1737-nucleotide messenger RNA. Its product is annotated as adenosine deaminase family protein. The transcript is spliced from 4 exons. NCBI's taxonomy places the organism in Eukaryota, Fungi, Ascomycota, Eurotiomycetes, Eurotiales, Aspergillaceae. Bases 1 to 1737 code for a protein of 578 amino acids. Gene Ontology annotation, molecular function: adenosine deaminase activity. Gene Ontology annotation, biological process: adenosine catabolic process; inosine biosynthetic process. The record is from RefSeq and is a predicted model, not a curated record.